AUGAAAUUAGAGUCUUACGACUCUGCUUCUUCAUCCAUAAUCGCUACUGCUCCCACAAUGUCUCAGUCGCAAUUUCACCUCGACUCGUCUUCUGUGAUCAAAACGGCACCUCCUGGUCGACAACAUGAUUUCUCACCUAAAAAUGAACCCAUUGAUUUGGCACCACUCACUCAACCUAGCUUACAAGACCUUUCUAAAAUGCAACCUAUCGAGCAGUAUUACUCGAUGCCGACUUAUUCACGAGUUUAUUCAGAUUAUGCGGCUAUUGGCCUUACCCACCCUGCUGCACAAACCUCCAUUAUCACAGCUCCUUCGACAGCUGCACCUCUUUAUUAUCCCACUGUUUUCCAAGGAGCAGCUCCCCAGGAAUGGAAUAGGCCUAUGGAAAAUUAUUCCUAUCAGAGGGCUAGUGCAUUGCAAUACCCACAGGAGGUGCCUCAAGAAAGAGUUUAUAAAAGCGUUGAAAUGCCUUCACCAGUUGAUUCGGGAAUUGGUGCUGACCUAUCGUUGAUUACCACCUCAAAGGACGAUUUUUACAAUAACUCAGAGGUGAUUCACGGUAUCGCAGAACGACCCGAAAGAGCGCUCAGCCAUCGCGAUUCGCCCAUCAUCAUUCCUAAAUUGGAAAACAGUUUGGGUUUUCAAUAUGUUCUUGAGGCACCCAUAUCAACCUCAGUUCGUAAAGAAGAUGAUCGAAUGACUUAUGUUAAUAAGGGGCAAUUUUAUACGGUUUCACUCGAUUAUAUACCAGAUUUGUGCAAACCGUUGAAAAGUGCCACUGUUAAGAGUCAAUUGAUGAUUGUAUUUCGUGAAGAUAAAACUUAUGAUGAAGAGAUAAAAACAUGGCAGUUUUGGCAUUCUCGGCAGCAUUCUGUCAAACAACGCAUUUUGGAGAUCGAUUCAAAGAAUAGUUCUGGUAUGAUAGGUCAGAUUGAAGAAAUCGCGCAUAAUGCUGUUCAGUUCUACUGGAAUCCUACUGAACAGUCUAGCGUUAAGAUAAGCAUCGCGGUACAGUGCCUCUCAACGGACUUCAGUAAUCAGAAGGGUGUCAAAGGUCUACCAUUGCACAUUCAGAUCGAUACUUACGAUGAAAAUGACAACAGUGAAGUACCGUUUCACAGAGGCUAUUGUCAAAUUAAAGUUUUCUGCGAUAAGGGUGCGGAACGAAAGUUACGAGAUGAAGACAAAAGAGCUCAAAAGCGUAAAUUAGCAGGACGAAAGAAGAGUGAAGGAGAAUAUCAUGAGCCAUGUGAACGAUCUGAAUUUUACCACAUGAGCGAUUUGACGAAGCGAGCUGCCCUUUUCAUUGGACCUGAAGAAUAUGAUUCACGUUUUUUGGAUACGAGUCUUGCAUUCGAUCCACUUUCCGAGCUAGAGCCUAUCGCCAAACGACCACGAACUUCCGAACGUGUGAUGCUUUAUGUGAGGAAACGUGAAGAACAAAUAUAUACGCCGUUACAUAUUGUGCCUCCCUCACUAUCCGGUCUUAUCCAAGCGGUCGGUGAGAAAUUCGGUGUUGAAAGUGAGAAGGUAUGUCUUUUCUGUAUUUGGCAUUCGAAAGUUGGUUUAAAAUUGAGUCUGGUAUCAGGCUUAUUUAAACAAUGUAUCAAAGGAGUAACUGUAAAAUUAGAUGACGAUAUGUUAAAGCAUUAUUGUAAUGAGGAUACAUUUAUUAUUGAAAUCGAACAAGCUUCUGAUGACCCGUCUUGUUGUACAGUCACACUCGUUGAGCUACCGCCGUCACAUUUCAGUCAAACAUCGUGA
This is a messenger RNA of Anisakis simplex (herring worm), 1764 nucleotides long. NCBI's taxonomy places the organism in Eukaryota, Metazoa, Nematoda, Chromadorea, Rhabditida, Anisakidae. The record is from the annotation of a GenBank genome assembly.